AUGAGUUCAAGGAAACCUGCUGCCACCGUGACCCUCGCCAGCAUCCUCGCGGUUGGACUCGCGUCCACCGACAUCCCGAUCUCCGUGCAGUACGACGCGACCUACUCGCUGCCGAAAUCUCAUGGUUUUCCCUGCUCUGGUGAUGGACCAGAACCUGAAAUUCCAACGCCGUACCCGACCGAAGAACUUCCGACUCAAUAUCCGACAGUGGAAAUAUUGACGCCGUACCCGACCGAAGAGCUUCCGACGCAGUACCCGACAGUGGAAAUAUUGACGCCGUACCCGACCGAAGAGCUUCCGACGCAGUACCCGACAGAGGAAAUAUUGACGCCGUGUCCGACGGAAGAUGUCUUGAUGCCGUACCCAACCCAAACCGUCUUAGCUCCGUAUCCGAGUGAGGAAGCUUCGUCGCCGUACCCGACCGAGAACAUUCAGAUGGAGUAUCCGAGUGACGAAAUCACGACGCCAUGCCCGACAUCGACACCGUACCCGACCGAGGAGGUAUCGACACCGUAUCCAACCGAUGACAUCUCGACAGAGUACCCGAGUGAGGAAGCAUCAACGGCGUACCCAACUGAAGCGCCCUACUCUACCGAGGAGGUAUCGACACCGUAUCCAACCGAUGACAUCUCGACAGAGUACCCGAGUGAGGAAGCAUCAACGGCGUACCCGACUGAAGCGCCCUACCUUACCGAGGAGGUAUCGACACCCUACCCGACAGAAGAAGUCUUGACACCCUACCCGACCGAGGAAGUUUUGACGCCGUACCCCACCGAAGAGAUCCCGACCGAUUACCCAACCGAAGAGACUCCGACGGAAUACCUGAUGGAGGAGGCCUCGACAAAGUAUCCGCCUGAAGAUGUCGCGACGAAGUACCCGACCGAAGAGGUCACCACGGAGCCUCCAACAGCACCGUGCACUGACCAGGACACAAGCGGUAUUGAGGGUGGAGAACAAAGUUCACUACUUCAACGCUGGUAUCUAUUCCUCAACGGUUUGAGCAAACGUUUCCAACUUCCGUGAGCGAGAUGACUUCAACGGCGGGUAGACGACUGGGCUAAACAACGGACAGGCGGGGAGUAUUGCUGCUUACCAUGCUGCCCAUUGAUCGGUCAGAGUCUCCAACCAUUCGACAGCCACUUUUCUUUUUGACAAAACAGAUAAUUGCAUUUAUUUCAUUCAUCGAUUCGCCAUAAUGAGUUUGCUUAGUACUCAUCGAUUUCUCUACUUUCGGAAAAUAUAUUAGUUCUCACAGUCGUCAGCGGUAACCGUUCUGCUGAGUCUCGAUCACGAACUGUUAUUACUCCAAUCACAUCUCACCGUUUC
Molecule: messenger RNA, 1326 nt
Organism: Phytophthora nicotianae INRA-310
Lineage: Eukaryota; Oomycota; Peronosporomycetes; Peronosporales; Peronosporaceae
Exons: 2
Coding region: 1-1023 (340 amino acids)
Source: RefSeq, a predicted model, not a curated record